UUCCCCCAAGCGCCUGCUCCGUGCAGGGUCUAGCCCUCACUGGAGUGUGAGAGCUGCACUCACCCAAGCCAGUGCUCCAGAAGUUAACACACACGAAUAAAAAGCAGCCCAGCACAAUCCUGGGCAGGUUUCCCCCUGGGCAGGGCUGGCCAGCCUCUGGUCGAGUCCUGCUCCUCCUCCUCCUCCUCGUUGCCCCUCGGACAUCCCGAGCAGCCCCUGCCUCUGUGCGCGGCUCUGCGGACCCGCAGCACCCGGUCAGCAACGGCUGCCCUGCUCCAGCAAACGGUGCCUGGGCAUGGUGGGGCUGGGGACACCCCUUCUGUCCUGGGUCACCCCAGCAGCUUUGCCACCUCCUCACGCAGGGCCCAUCCUGGGGUGAGGGGACAAAGCCACCACCCCCACCCAGACCGAAGGCAGGCGAGCACAGCGCAGCCAGCAAAGGGAGAACUCGGCAACCGGGUGCUGCCGUCGGUGUUUGGAGGUCAGCCAAGCCCGGCUCCGUGGGGCAGCUGGAUCCACCCUGCCGGCACAAACAGCCAUCAGAGGCCACACCAGAGCUCCAGGCUCGCGGAUCUGUGCGACAUGAAGCCAUGGAUUACAGCUGCGAGACGCAAAACUUUCUCCAGCUGCUGCUGCAAUCCUGCCCACGCUCCGGCGUGCACCAGAGCACCACUGGCACCCGGCUCUCCCACCAGCACUGCCCAACGCGCCAGCUGGGGCCGGGCAUCCUCACCGGCCUCUAUAUAUACAGCACAAACGCGGGCUGUGAGAAGGCUGUCCCUGAGCCAGUGCUGGUGCGCGAGGAUGUGGCUGUACCUGGCAGCGGUGCUGGUGGGGCUGUUCCUGCUGCGGCGAUGGCACCGGGAGCGGCUGAUGGUGCCGGGGCUCUCCGAGAAGUACGUGCUGAUCACGGGCUGCGACAGCGGCUUCGGGCACCUGCUGGCCCAGCAGCUGGACGCGCGUGGGCUGCGGGUGCUGGCCGCCUGCCUGACCGAGGCCGGGGCUGCGCGGCUGCGGGCAGCCACCUCGCCGCGCCUGCAGACCCUCCUGCUGGACGUCACCUCCAGCCAGAGCAUCGCCACCGCCGCCGCCUGGGUCCGGGAGCGUGUGGGUGACCAAGGGCUCUGGGGGCUGGUGAACAAUGCAGGCAUCAGCAACCCUACUGCCCCGAAUGAGUGGCUGACCAAGGAUGACUUCGUCAGGGUGCUGGAUGUCAACCUGGUUGGCCUCAUCGAGGUGACGCUGAGCCUCCUGCCCCUGGUGCGGCGGGCGCGGGGCCGGGUGGUCAACGUGGCCAGCAUCCUGGGCCGUAUCUCCUGUUUCGGUGGGGGGUACUGCAUCUCCAAGUUUGGUGUGGAGGCCUUCUCCGACAGUCUCCGGCGUGAGAUGCGACCCUUCGGGGUGCAGGUGUCCAUCAUCGAACCCGGCGCCUUCCGGACAGAGAUAGUCAACCCCACCACUCUGGUCAACGGCUUCAAGCACGUCUGGGGGCAGCUCCCGGCAGAAACCCAGGCAGCCUACGGCCACCACUACCUGGAGACCUAUGCCAGGAGGACCAUCCUGCUGCACCGCCUGAGCAGCUCCUGCCUGUCCCCUGUCACCGAUGCCAUGGCACACGCGCUGCUCGCCCGCUUCCCCCGCAGCCGCUACACGGCUGGCUGGGACGCCCGGCUCGUCUUCCUGCCGCUCAGCUACUGCCCAGCCUGGCUCAGCGACACCAUCAUCAGCUUCUUCUUGCCCGUCCUGGCCGGGGGGACGGCUGGGCACCCCUGAGGGUGGCCGCCAGACUGGGGAUGCGGACACAGUGCACACGGGCACCUGCUCACCUCCAGCCCCUGUUAAUGUGCUCAAUAAAGCUGGUGCAAA
Messenger RNA from Falco peregrinus (peregrine falcon), 1866 nucleotides. Its product is annotated as retinol dehydrogenase 16-like. Gene Ontology annotation, molecular function: oxidoreductase activity. The transcript has 4 exons. Lineage: Eukaryota; Metazoa; Chordata; Aves; Falconiformes; Falconidae. The coding region runs from base 583 to 1773 and encodes 396 amino acids. The record is from RefSeq and is a predicted model, not a curated record.